AACAAUGAAAUGUCAGUCAAUAUUAAUAAUAUCGUAUCGUAUUCGAAAAUAUCGCCUAUAUGUGAAAUAUGGUAAUAAUUAUUUUCUAAAUAGUCGCUAAUAUUUUAUAGAACUUAUAACGGUUAAAGCUGUUCACUAAGUGUUUCACUGAUUAAAUUAAUCGCACUACCAUGGCGCACAUAACAGAUGUUCCUGAAGAAGUACUGAUCAUGAUUGUCAAGAUGCUGGAUCUCCCGGAUCAGCAGAACUUGUAUAACACUAGCCAGUAUUUUAGAUAUUUACUCCCUAACUGUGGGAUUACAAAAUGCACCAUGUCCAUGAAUAAAAUGGCUACCGUGAAUACACUGAAGACAAACAUCUUCAAAUCAAUUUCAGCUAAUCUGUUGGAGCUCAACAUGCAAGGAGUCCCUGACUUAAAGUCAGUGAAACUGGUUUUACCAGCAUUUAAAAGAUUAAAACGCCUAAAGACAUUAGAUAUUUCAUACACAAAUCUAAAUAUUCCUGACUUAGAAGAAAUAGUCAAAGUGUGUCCCAGUUUGAAGAAUAUCGCUGUUAACUUUGUGUUCGGACGAUCUCCUAUUAUUAAGAUUGAUGAAAAGUCUUUUAUGGAGUACCAGCAAUUGUUCAAUCAAUUUGAAAAUAUUCAUUUUGUAGGAUCUUUGACUAAUUUACUAUUAUCUAGGACAGUGGUUUAUAUGUUGGAGAAAGCAAAGUUAGAUACAUUAAAACUAAGUGCUGUUGAGUUUGAUCAUAUGAACACAGCACUUGUAGACAGAUUUACACCCUGUGUUGCACCAAGCUUCAAUCAUUUGUCACUUUUCUUGGUAGAUUGGAGAGCUAAAAGAACAUAUGACUUUCUCAGAAAUUUCCCUAUUAUUGCAGCUCUAGAUUUGAAAGACUAUGAAUUUUUUGUGAUAUCUACUGUGCAUAUUCAUGAUGUGACAGUUUGUGCUUCACCAAAAUUAUGUGCAUUUUUCACAAAACAUUUUAAUGUGAAAGUAGAAUCAGUUACAGAUCAUACCAGAAAUCUUGUAGGAAAUGUUGCCUUAAUGAUGUGGAAAAGAGAAACAACACAGUUUGAUGAUAUAUUUUUUAAUAGAUUGUAUAAACGAGUCAAGCCGUAUUUCCCUUUUUAUUAUAAGGAACCAAGUCAAGCAAUUUGUCCACCCGAUUAUGACUGGAUCUUUACGGAGCCAACCCCAUGUCUUAUUGAUAUGGGAGAAUCUUCUGCAAAGGAGGGCAAGAGAAGGAAAACGUUAGUGCCCACUGUAGUGCUAGAUUAUGAUCAUGUGUUGCUACAGAAAUCUAAGACCCAACUCAGUAUAGCUUUUAAAUUUCAAACAUUAUCUGUCAUACUGUUGCCAACAUAUGCUGAUUAUUUUCAGAAAAUAACAUUUUUUAGUAUAUCCGGUGGAGCUGUAAAUUAUCAUUCUGAAUUCUUUUCAAUAUUGUUCCAGAAUUUCUAUAAUUUAGUUACUUUGUCUGUGGAGUGCCCUAAUCUUGCAUCACGUGGGUACUAUCAUGCCAUUUGUCGAGCUAUCAAAUCUAGUAAAUCCUUAAAAAAUUUACGUAUAGUAGAUAAGGGAAUGGAUUUCAAAAUCAUAUUUGAUUCGCUCAGUGAGUGUAAAACUUUAGAAAAUAUUAAUUUAGCCGAUCUAAAACAAUGGGAUCAUAAUAAAAUUGCAGAUCCAGACAACUUAGUAAGAUCAUGUACUAACUUAAACAGUAUUUUUAUAGAAGCACUAUUUGCUCAGACAUCUUUAAAAAAACAGAUUCAGUUGUUUAAUAAAGCGAGACAAACAAGAAAGAGGCCACAUCUUAAGGUUGUGGUCAACUUUGAGGUCCAUCCUUUCCCAUUUAAGUACAAUUAUGAUCCAUUUCUGGAAGUGUUUCAAUUAAAUCCAAUAAAACCAACAUAA
Spodoptera frugiperda (fall armyworm) is the source of this 1919-nucleotide messenger RNA. RefSeq lists its product as uncharacterized. Gene Ontology annotation, molecular function: protein binding. The coding region runs from base 171 to 1919 and encodes 582 amino acids. Lineage: Eukaryota; Metazoa; Arthropoda; Insecta; Lepidoptera; Noctuidae. The record is from RefSeq and is a predicted model, not a curated record. The transcript has 2 exons.